AUGACUGCUAUAAUACGCUUUCCUGAGUGGAUAUUCCACCUGUCCUCUCGAAACUGUCUCACGUCCCCAGAAUGCGAUAUAGCUGACAUAGGAUUGCAUUCCUCUGAUAAAUUUUACAGUGAGAUUCCGACUCUAUCUAGAGAACUGGUUAUAUCCUCUGCGCCUAGGGGUCCCAAUGCAGAACAACGGAAAGUGGAGUUUCUGGCCACUGCCCUGCCCAAAGCUGCUAGUGCAUUCACAGCCAAACAUACUCCCCUCAAGUCAAUCGUAUAUUCUAGCGUGCAGAAAGAAGACAGACCGACAGGAAAUCAAGCUGUGGAAGAUUUCAUCAAACGAGAAUUUCCGGACAAGAUACAUCGAGACUAUGACAUCAUUGAGCUCUUCAAAAUUAUCUGGGACGUCGACUUCAAUAAUCUGCCCUUGCGCACGCCAAGAUCAAAACUCCAUCUAAACAAAGAUCUCGUAACCAGGUAUGAAAGAGCGAAAGAACUUGAAUGCUAUCCGCUUCUUCUCUCCCUCUUCAAUGACCUCCUCCUGCAAUUAUACGGAAAACGAGACUCGAACAAGCCGAGGUGGACGACCACGAUACCAUAUCCAGCCACUCUGCGGACAUUCAACACGCAAUUCAGCGCUCUUCGAGAGAAGAUCGUGGGCGGAAACUAUACGCAAAUAAAGCCUGACAUGUGUCUCAGCACAGUUACAGACCGAGUCAUCCAACAUUGGGAGUGGUUUCUUGCGUACGUGGAAGUCAAAAGAAGUUAUGGGAAAGCCCCUGUUCAACACUCGAGGCGGUUCUCAGUCUUUAGGUUUAUGAGUGGAAUCUCGAAGGGCAACACGGUAAACAAGAAAAGGAAGCAGCUGGAUGACCCACAAACAUCUUCGACAGGGUCAAAGCGUAGUCGAUCAUUUGCAGGUACAGCCUCUUCAAGUUCACGAACAUGCGGUGCUGGCGCAACCCAGGCUUCUCACGCGGGCCCCUCUAACAAUCCCGGUAAUGCAUGUAAGACAGAGGGGGCGCCACCAGGUCAGGCAAUCGACGUUCCACGACCUUUGACAGGACAUGAGGUGCAAUCAGCAAAGUAUAUUAAUGAGCUCAUGUCCCAUGGAAUCCGCUCAUAUGGGAUAGGUUUGAUUGUUGAGGACCUCAAGGUUAAAUUAUGGUAUGCUGAUCGAAUGGGCGUGGUUGUUUCCGCUCCAUUCGAGUCCCACCUCCAGCCGGAAAAACUACUUUUGUUGCUCGCGGCAAUGGCAGGUGCUAGUCCGCACAAGAUGGGGAUAUUUUCUUUCUUGCAGUUCCGAGAAUCGUCCUCCACGUUCAGCAAUUAUGACGGCGUCAAGUUCAUUCUAGAUGCCAGGCGACCUGAGGAUGAUAACGACAAGCCACUGCAUCACCUUGAGUUCGAUGUCAAGGCCAAUGCCAAGCUUCCCAUCUAUACGGAGUUUGGCACUGUUGGACGUGGGACAACAGUGGUCCCAAUUAAGGCGACAGCAGAGUCCUCAAACCUAGUCGAGACGGACGAUCUCGUAGCAAAAGUUGCAUGGCCACCGAAAGCCCGCGAUGCGGAAGACGUAUUCGUGGUGACUAUCCGCAAGAGUUUGGCAAAUAAGAAGAAACAGGUUUUGAAGCAUGUUACUGAUCUGAGAGCGUUCGUCACUCGCACGAUUGAUGAAAUGAAUCUUCCGAGGGCUCGGAUGAACGUAUAUGCUUGUGAGGAGCGCGUGUGCCGUGUUCUUAUCCUCAAACGCUACGAGAAGCUACAGAUGGUAGAGAGCGUGGAGGAGUUCAAAAUUGUCUUCACCGACGUGGUCAGAGCUCAUCAUUGGGUCUGGAUAAUAUCGGAAAUUUUGCAUCGCGACAUCAGCACAAAUAACGUCAUGUUCUACCGCGAAGGCAGUCGCAUUGUCGGAGUCCUAUGUGAUUGGGACCUCGCGAAAAGAAGAGAUAUUGAGCAGGAAAAUCUGGAUGAUGAUGACGAUGACAUCUUGACUGAGAUCCCCACUUCUCACCCCUCUAUGGUUUCUGGCACACCUCAAAGCCAUUUUCCCAUUCCCGAAGAGGACAAACAGAAACAAAAAGGUGCUGGUGAUGUCACACCACAAGAGGACGGUGAGAAGACCAGAGGUGUGGUUGGUCAGGACACAAUGCAGGGAGAAACCCGCCAGCUACCACGGUAUCGGACAGGAACGGGACCGUUCAUGGCACAUGAGCUACUGGCAAGCGGAAGACCACCAUAUCAUCGAUACGCACAUGAUCUUGAAUCAUUCUUUUUCGUCCUCGUAUAUGUCUGCGCUGUAUUCAAUCCCACUGCUCACAAAUUCGGACAUCUCAAGGCUUGGGAGCAUCCCGAUCUGAUGGUAAUUGGAGAGAACAAACUUCGGUUUCUCACAGAUUAUGAUACUUACGAGAAGACGAUCGCGACAACCCAUCCGGAUUACAAGGAACUCGUUGAUACAUGGGUAGAGCCUCUUCGAGGCGGCCUGUUCUUCGACGUUGGGCAACAUAAUGCCAAAAUCCGCUGGUUGCGUAACCAACGACAUCAACAGGUCCGGAAUGCUUUGCGCCUACAACGGCCCGUGAAGGUAGACUCGUUGACGACAGAGAUCGCUGCGGUUUUACGGAGCAGACGCGAGCUGGUAACGUACGAAAAGUUCAUGGAUUUGCUGAAUGAGAAAUCAGACUACGCUUGA
Molecule: messenger RNA, 2688 nt
Organism: Fibroporia radiculosa
Lineage: Eukaryota; Fungi; Basidiomycota; Agaricomycetes; Polyporales; Fibroporiaceae
Exons: 4
Coding region: 1-2688 (895 amino acids)
Source: RefSeq, a predicted model, not a curated record